Molecule: messenger RNA, 1170 nt
Organism: Guillardia theta CCMP2712
Lineage: Eukaryota; Cryptophyceae; Pyrenomonadales; Geminigeraceae
Exons: 15
Coding region: 1-1170 (389 amino acids)
Biological process (GO): amino acid metabolic process; biosynthetic process
Molecular function (GO): transaminase activity; pyridoxal phosphate binding
Source: RefSeq, a predicted model, not a curated record
AUGGUGCAUGCAGGGUCCAUGUGGUCCAAGGUAGAGAUGGCUCCUCCUGACCCUAUCCUCGGGGUGGCUGUGGAAUACAACAAGGAUCCAUCCCCGAAGAAAGUGAACUUGGGGAUCGGGGCGUACAGAGACGACAAUGGGAAGCCUCUUGUGCUAAAGUGUGUGAGGGAGGCUGAGAGGAAGAUUGCGAAUGAUGAGAGCAUGAACAAGGAGUACUUGCCCAUUCAGGGGCUCGAGAGUUUCCUGUCUCAGACCUCCAAGAUCAUCUUUGGCGAUGAAUCGCCUGCGAUCAAGGAACAGAGGGUGGCGGUGGUACAGAGUCUCUCGGGGACAGGCGCAUUGCGACUGGCUGCUGAGUUCAUCGCUCUUGACCCUUCGUGGGGAAACCAUCACACCAUCUUCAAGAAAGCGGGUCUACAGACAAAGACGUACAAGUAUCUGAGCCCAGACAUGAGUCUUGACUUUGAUGGGAUGAAGUCGGACGUGCAAGCUGCACCCAAGGGCUCGAUCUUCAUCUUCCACACCAUUGCCCACAACCCGACGGGUGUCGAUCUUUCGCAUGAUCAGUGGAAGGAAAUUGCCAAGGUUUGCCAGGAGAAGGAACAUAUCAUCAUCUUCGACACAGCUUAUCAGGGCUAUGCUACUGGAGAUCUCGAGAGCGACGCGUGGGCCGUGAAGUACUUUGCUCAUGAGAUGAAGAUGGAACUCUUCGUGACCCAAUCAUACUCUAAGAACUUCGGACUGUACGGAGAGAGAAUCGGUGCCCUCAACGUUCUUUGCAACGACGCUGAAACGGCCGUCAAGGUCCAGUCACAACUCAAAGGAGUGAUUCGACCGAUGUAUUCCAGUCCGCAGCUCCAUGGCGCAAGGCUUGUCUCGACCGUUCUCUCGGAUAACAAGCUCAAGGACCUAUGGAAAGUUGAGCUCAAGCAGAUGUCGCAGAGAAUCACUGAGAUGCGAUCUGCUCUUGUCCGAGAGUUGACGGCAUGCCAAUGUCCGUUCCCCAACGAGAAGUUCUCGAGCUGGAACCACAUCGUCAAACAGAUUGGAAUGUUCGCCUACACGGGGCUCAGUGCGCAGCAGUGCGCUGUUCUGACACAAGAGCAUCACAUCUACUGUACCAAGAACGGGCGGUUCUCCAUGGCAGGAGUCAACCCAGGUCUGUCCUGA